AUGAGUAGCCAAACCCCACCACCAAAAUACAUCCAUGAAGACCACCAUGACCAUCCUGCUCUGCUUCCAGUGAUAGACCUUCCCAUCAUCGAUAUCAGCCAACUCACUACUGCAGAAGCAGAUCAGAACCUCCGAUCAGCUCUAAGCGAAUACGGUUGCAUCAUGAUAACAAACCAUGGAGUGGAGAGCUGGUUGCUGGAGAAAGUGGGGAUGGUGUUCAAGCAAUUCGUGGCUCUACCAGAAGAAGAGAAGCUGAAAUGCAAGAGGGAAGCUUUUCAAGGCUUUGGAGCUGACCCUGCCCUAGCUGGAGAUCUGCUUCCUGUUGAUUGGUCUGCUAGAUUGGUCCUCAAUGUGCUCCCCCAAGAGUUUAGAGAACUCAAGUAUUGGCCUGAGAAUCCACCAGAGUUCAGGGAAAUUGUGGACGAAUACGGGAGCAAGAUGGUAACACUCCAUGAAGUCAUUCUGACGGCACUGGCCAGGUCACUAAACCUGAAAGAAACCACCUUUCUUGACAAGAUUGGAGAGCCAUGGAUACUGUAUGCAAGAUUCAACUUCUACCCUCCAUGCCCGAGGCCGGAUCUCGUCUUCGGGCUCAAGCCGCACUGCGACGCCACGGCCCUGACGGUUCUGCUGCAGGACAAGGAAGUUGAAGGCCUUCAGAUUGAGAAAGAUGGGCAGUGGUUCAGAGUUCCCAUCGUUCCAGGUGCCCUUGUCAUCAAUGUUGGAGAACAACUAGAGAUACUGAGCAAUGGAGAGUUCAAGAGCUCGCACCAUAGAGCAACGGUGGAUUCCAAAAGGGAGAGGACUUCUCUGGCUAUGAUCUGUCUACCUAACCCGGAAAUGGAAGUUGGACCAGUUGAAGAGCUGGUGAGUGAAGAGAGGCCAUUGCUGUUCAGGAAGAUAACAAACCAUGGAGUGGAGAGUUGUCUUGACAAAGUGAGGACGGUGUUCAAGCAAUUCGUCUCGCUGCCAGAAGAAGAGAAGCUAAAAUGGAAGAGGGAAGUUGAUGGGUUUGAAGGGUAUGGGACUGACCCUGUCCCUGGAGAUUUGCUUGUUCGCCAUUGGUCUGCCAGAUUGAGCCUCACUAUUCGUCCCGAGGAGUUCAGACAGUUGAAGUAUUGGCCUGAGAAUCCAGCCGAGUUCAGGGAAGUUGUGGAUGAAUACAGCAGCAAGUUGGUAACAAUCUAUGAAGUCAUCCUGAAGGCACUGGCCAGGUCACUCAACCUGAAAGAAACCACCUUCCUGCACAAGAUGGGAGAGCCAUGGAUAAUGAAUGGAAGAUUCAACUUCUACCCUCCAUGCCCGAGGCCAGAUCUCGUCUUCGGCCUCAAGCCACACUCCGAUUCGACCGUGCUCACGGUUCUCCUGCAGGACAAAGAACUGGGAGGCCUGCAGAUUGAGAAGGAUGGCCAGUGGUUCAGAGUUCCCAUCGUUCCAGGCGCCCUUGUCAUCAAUGUUGGGGAGCAGCUAGAGAUACUGAGCAAUGGGGUGUUCAAGAGCUUGUACCACAGGGCAAUGGUGGAUUCAGAAGGGGAGAGAAUCUCCCUGGCUAUGCUUUCUCUUUCAAACCCGGAAGUGAUAGUGGAACCGAUUGAAGAGCUUGUGAAUGAAGAAAGGCCACCAAUGUACAGGAAGGUGAAAUAUGAAGAAACUACCCAUUUCCUGUACUACCAGAGUGGGAGGAGAGUCAUUGAUGAUGCCAGAAUUUGA
Linum tenue is the source of this 1710-nucleotide messenger RNA. The record is from the annotation of a GenBank genome assembly. Lineage: Eukaryota; Viridiplantae; Streptophyta; Magnoliopsida; Malpighiales; Linaceae.